Sabethes cyaneus is the source of this 5862-nucleotide messenger RNA. RefSeq names its product protein-glucosylgalactosylhydroxylysine glucosidase-like. The record is from RefSeq and is a predicted model, not a curated record. NCBI's taxonomy places the organism in Eukaryota, Metazoa, Arthropoda, Insecta, Diptera, Culicidae. Bases 630 to 2939 code for a protein of 769 amino acids. Gene Ontology annotation, molecular function: catalytic activity. Gene Ontology annotation, biological process: carbohydrate metabolic process. The transcript is spliced from 6 exons.
GCUGUCAGUGGGUGGAUGAUGGUUUGUGAUGUGAUGUGUUGGAAGUUCUUAUCGAUAGUGUUUUGAAUUAUUUGUUUUUCCGCAAUAUUUAGCAAAAAGUUGGCAUAAAAAGGAGCAAAUUUAGAUAACAUUAACUGCUGGGUUAUUAGAAAUGCAGUAUUCCAAGUGAUAAUCGAGUGUGCAAGCGAAUGGCUUGAUUUUUUUUAGAGUAACGAUGUCGGUACAGAAAUAAUGUGUACGUGGUGCAAAUAAAUUGCAAACCGGCCAAAGAGAUACAAAAUCUAAUAACGUAAGCUUGUUUUUGUGUUUCAAGCAAUUAGAUUAUUUGCUUGAUGUAGUGAAUAGAGAACUAAAAUUGGUACAGUGAUUCCCUCCUUUAUACUGGACUAUUCAGCUUGCCGGUCGAUCACAAGAGAAAAGGUCGAUAACAUUCAACAGAUUUACAGCCGUAUCUUAUCUUGAAGUCGAUAUGCGAUUAUAGUUAGACGACAAACCUCAAUUGUUGUAUUUUAAUACCCCGAAAACAGUCCCCUCCGAAGCGAUUGAAAGGGGAUACAAAAUCGCAUCUGGUUCAGUGCGUAUCAGGUGCUUAGACCGAAAAGGUGAGCGCUCGUAGAGCGGUAAUCAGAAUGUGGCUGGCUAAUUUAGCAGCCCUAGUAGUGAUUACAGGUGCCCUUAUCACCACCGGGGUGAGCGGAAAUGAUGCGAACUACCUGUUUACGACAGAUAGAUUACCAGAAAAGGCCGUCACACCAACGUUGGCAAAUGGUAACAUUGCCUUCGUAGUGUACGGCGAUGCCGUUCACAUGAACGGGGUUUACAACGGUCUCCGGGGUGUAAGCCACCGAGCCAGGAUUCCAAACUAUGCGAACAUACAAAUAACAUUCUGUGCCGCCACGAACAUAAACAAAACCAAUUGUAACUAUCAGCUGGAUAUGAAGUACAACAGGUUUGUUACUGUUUAUGAGGAUGUGACAGGUUUCCGAGUUGUUCAUACGGUUUAUCCAAACCGUUACUACGAUAAGGUGAUUGUUAAUAAAAUACGUAUCCAACGGUUAAGCUCGCAAAGCAUAAUCAGUGUGCAACUGGAGCGGUACGCAGGUCAACCCAGCGUGGACGUGACGUUCAGUCAACCUCAGCUGGUAGACAUUAAUGGAGUGUUAUAUAAUCGUCACUGUGGCACAACAAACCAAGUUGAAGAUCCUCGGUAUCAACAGUUUGGACACAACGUAUGCGUUUAUUUCACUCAAUUACCACAGCAGAUUUUACUGAGCGUUGACAAAACAGCAGAAGAAUUCGAGUAUUACACGGUUUUUGCACACUCAACUGUUGAAGCUGAAAACGAGAUUAGAGCGAUUAGUAACGCCCAAUUCGCUGAAUCUUUGCACACGCGAGAAAUGGAUCGUGUUUGGAGCAAAUACGGAAUUACGGUGGAAGGCAACGAUGACCUGGAUCGUGUUCUCAAAGCAAGCUCCUUCUAUCUAUCCAGUUCGUUGCCUGCCCAGUAUACCAACCAACCGAGUAGUUAUCCUUUCUAUGGCCUCUCACCUUCCGGUUUGGGACGUGGUGGUGAGGUGGAAAAGGAAUAUCAAGGGCACAGCUUCUGGGACACCGAAAUGUGGAUGUACCCACCGGUUUUGUUGAUGGAUCCUGUCAACGCACGUAAAUUACUUCACUAUCGAACGGUUGUUCAUCGGGCAGCUGCCGAUAAAGCGGCUGAAAACGGAUACGAAGGUUGGCAGUUCCCCUGGGAGUCUGCGUUUACUGGAACGGAGGUUACUCCCGAUUGUUGUCCACACGUCUCAAAUUAUCAACAUCACAUCACUGCCGAUAUAGCAUACGCUGCUCGGCUGUACUACUACGCAACUCAGGACGUUGAGUGGAUGAGAUCCGAAGGGUGUCGCCUGGCUUAUGAAACUGCACGGUUUUGGAGGAGCCGAGCCGAGUACAACAAUCAAACCGAUUUGUACGAUAUCCACAGAAUUAUGGGACCCGAUGAGGAUCAUCAUGAUAUUACUAAUAACGUGUUCACGAACGUAGUUGCCGCCCAUAAUCUCAUGUUCGGGGACUUUGCCAGCUGUCUCUGCGCUGAAGCGUUGGAUGCGUCGAAUGAAGAACGCCGGGAGUUUACCAAAAUCGCCAGAGCGUUAACGGAAGUUUUCGACAGACUAAGGGAUUUCCAUCCGCAGUACGCUGGAUACACGCUAGGAACGAUGAUCAAGCAAGCCGACGUGGUCCUUCUCGGUUAUCCGUUGGAAUUUCCCAUGAAUGAGUCCACUAAAGCCAAUAAUUUAGGCUACUAUAGUUUGGUAACCCGUCCGGAUGGUCCAGCAAUGACCUGGGCAAUCCACACGAUUGGUCAUCUUGAUUUGGAACAGCAUGAAGCAGCACGAGCCAUGUUCGUCAAGAGUUACCAACAGUACAUGCGUGCACCGUUCAACGUGUGGAGUGAAAACGGUGAUGGGACGGACGGCGCUGGAAAUUUCAUUACUGGUGCUGGAGGCUUUCUGCAGUCCGUUAUCAACGGUUACGCCGGAGUACGUCUGCGACAGGGUGAACUGGUUGUUACACAACCACUGCUGCUACCGCAAACCAGCAGACUUUACAUUCCGGAAAUAAGCUAUAUGGGUGUGAGGUUCUAUCUUGACAUCCGUACCGGCCAUGUGCGAAUUGGUUUCAAAGAGGGUUCCCGCUUCGAAGCCGUGAAAGUUUUCAUCGAUGGAGAGGAGCACAAUGUUACAGACACGGAGUUCAUUUCCUUCAACAAUCAAGUGAUUUUACGUCCAGCUUACGAGGCUAACGUUAACGGCUGCAAACUGCAGGAAACCCAAAUCGGCAUCAGGGUUGCCGAUCAGGAAAGCUCCGGUUUUAUGUCCCGUGUCAGUCCUAUCAUCAUUGCCCUGCUGCUGGUAGCGCUUACUUUUCGGAAGUUCUUAUGACCAUUAAUGAAACAUCACGCUCCCGGUAGGGAGGGUGGUGACUCUAGAGGAGGAAACAAUAUCAAUAGAAAAAAACGAAAACACCAGAAAGUUCCCAAACGGUUACGGCAUCAAUCAUAGCUGUUGCGAUUGUUGUAGGAUUUUUUUUUGUUGAUUUCGAAAAUGUUUCGAAUGCUUUCCUAGUACGGUUUGGUUUUCAACAACGCAAUUCAGGCCCAUUUGGAUGACGGUAAAUUGUGUAAUUCAAGCAAUUUGAUCGAUUAUCUUAUAAUUUAAAUAAAAUUAUCUGAAACGGCAGUGAAAGAUUGAUGAGCAUAAACAGCAUAACAGACUUGAAAAGAGUGUCUCGCUAAAUUUUGCACUCAUAAACAGUUAACACACUAUCGAAAUUGUCGGAGCUUAUCAGUCAAUGUGUUUUGAAAAAAAGAAACAAAUUCAAUUAUAUGAAUAUGCAUACGCGAGAUAACAAUUGUGAUCGAUUGGAAGCCAGCAAACACGAAUCUGCACGUAAGUAGAUACUGUAGAUAAUUCGUGUAUUUAACCCUCAUAAAAUUGUACUGGUUGAUUCACAGUUUUUACAAAAUGUUUUCCGUCGUAAUUUAAGCAGAUUUAGAAUCGUGUUAUGUUGCAAAAACUCUGCAAUAUGACCCUAAACAAACGAAAUUUGUUACCGAAAGGUUUGGAAAUAAUAGAAAAUAACAUAGAUGCUGCAUUUUCUGAUCGGUAUCUUGAUGUAUUGAUAUAGGUUUCUCAAAUUUAUAAAGGAUUUUUAUUAGAUAAUUACGGGGAAAUAAUCUUUUAGAAAGUGGUUUAUCCAAUCAAUUGUACAUCUGUUAAAGAGUACUACAAUUGAUCAAAAUAAUAGUUGCAGUGGCUUGAGUUCCUUUACAAAGAAUGCGUUACACAGGUAAACAUAAAUUUUAUAGCUUAUAACGCCAGUACAAUAAUUCUAUGUUACCAAGAGCAGUUUCUAGGACCAGUUCUGGUCCAUAGAAGCGUUAUAGGUACGUUAUAAAACCGUUAUUGUUAUUGAGGUUGUGUAGGUACCUAUAGGUGAAGGGUGUUCUGAUCAAAAUUUGUUCAAACAAGAAUGGGUGUGGGUUGGUUCAAUUAAGUUUCGGUUGAGCGACCGGAUUGUACAACCAACUAUUCCAUUUAAUUCGUCGCAGAACGUUAGCUUACUCUCUACCCUACUUCUCGCUUCCAUCAGUUUUUGUGACUUGCUCAAGUGCCGCUAGACGAUGGUUCAAUAUUUCUCGAUUGGGCGCAACCCUGAUGUGUUGUGGGGGGUCUUUGUCCUUGGCCACCAUCUGGAAGUUGUCUGCGGCAUAUUACUCCAUGACCAAAUCCGACCGAAACAGCACAGAACAACCUUGUUGCUUUAACGUAAAUUUACUGGUAGACAGUCCCGGUUGGAGGAAAAAUGCCACUAUUCAAGCAGCCAAACCAAACUGUUCUGUGCGGAUUUCGACAGUUUCAUAUGCUUGAAAAUAUCUGCCAUUUCCCCUUCCGGUUGCGUCAUAAAACUCCUACUCAGGAGCUGUCCUACUCAGGAACCCAUCACUACGCGAUCAAAUUUCGUUAGCAACAUCGUGUACCGUUUGAGGAAUCGUGUUUUAGCCGCCUUACUUGGUUUAUCAUUGUAACUUGAAGUCAUUACAGAGGAGUGUUAUCCGUAUCUUAACGAACGGUGCAGUCGACUUAACGAAUAGCGCUAUUUCAGAAAAAGCACCCGCCUGACAGAUAAAUUUGUUGCUAAUAUUGUUGAGUGAAACGUUAUGCGGUGAAUUGCUCUUUCUUUUUCGCAUAUGGUGAGAUGCAGGCAACAAAAACAUGGCGCCCAUCACUUCCCCCUGGAGUCAUUACCUUUUUAAACGUCACCUCGUUUUUAGCUUGACGUCUGGUUGUAGACAACCCUCCAAGCUUGUUUGCGACAUCUCGAACAGAAAAGUUAGGGUUUCGCUUGAAAGCGCUCCCAGACCUGUUGUCGUUUGAUUUGCUUCCUAUCCAGGUUUCCUGGCUGUCGACUUCGAUGCGGCAAAUCCACUUGCUUGAACACCAUUUUGAUAAUUGAAACGAAUGUCAAAAUCUAAUUAGAGGCACGAUUCUGAACACGCACUUCUACACAAUAAAGGGUGCUCAGGUUUUUCUAAGCUCACAACUGAAAGAAGUUCAUCAGGUUUAAGUUAGCCGAAUUCUGAUCGUAACACCCUUUAUUGCUUAAGCUAUUAUAAUUUUACUACAAAUUCGUAAGGCAGUAAUUGAAAUCAAGAACUAACUAAAUCAGCUAUGGUAUAUAGCUUUAAUUCUAAUGGCAAUAAAAACAAUGUUGAAGCUGUAUUCACGGAGGUUUAACGUAAAAACAUCUAGGCUAUAAAAAUGUAGCUUUAGAACUAAAAUCUGAUCAAAAUUUCUGUUCUGAAUUCACAAUAGAGAUUAUGAUCAGAAUCUGUAUGAUCAGAAUGUAAAAUUUGAAAACAACUAGCUCAACACAUUCAUACAACUUUACAUAAACUAGUUAAAUCUAAUGGUUUAUCGUUAGAAUUUUCAAAUAUAUUCCUAAAUAGCUUUGAACAAGUCACGAUCAGUAAGCAUUUUGUUUGCAUAGGAGCUUAUUAAGUUUUUUUCUUGGGUUUUAGCUAUGAGACAAUUGAUAAGGUAUCUAUUUCUAUUUGAAUAAAAUGUUUUUUGUGACGAUAUGUAUAGACGGAACCUAUAUUCUAUAGAAGCAAAGAAUAGGUAUGUCCAUUAAAAAAAACUUAUCACAAACCUUGUCUCAUAAUUAGUCAUAUUGGGUAGUCUUAAUAGUUUGCUCUUCGAUCAGUAGCAAAAGUUUAUAUUUUUAAGCAAUCUAAAGAGUGAUGAUUAAUGUGUAACUAUAAUAGUGAUUAGGAUGGGUAAAUAAUAUAAUUGAGAUGUUGAA